Strongylocentrotus purpuratus (purple sea urchin) is the source of this 3184-nucleotide messenger RNA. Its product is annotated as cholinesterase 1. The transcript has 9 exons. NCBI's taxonomy places the organism in Eukaryota, Metazoa, Echinodermata, Echinoidea, Camarodonta, Strongylocentrotidae. The coding region runs from base 125 to 1963 and encodes 612 amino acids. The record is from RefSeq and is a predicted model, not a curated record.
CAGUACAAUGUAGUUAUAAAGUUCACAUCAUUAACAUCUAAAGGUACCAAAGACUUAAGUUAUUCAAACCGUAUCUCAAGCAAUAUUACUAGAAUUCUGAGGCAAGGAACUUGACAAGACGACAAUGGAGGGUAUGUGGAUUAUCUGUGCCAUGUUGCUGAUAACAGGACUACUGACGGGCCAGGGUGACGCCCAAAGACCCCAAACCACACUUCCAGGAACCACCACAAGGUUAACGGGUAUCUACCUACCCUACAAUGAAUCCCAGUACCUUAACGUCGACACGAGGAUGGAGGCCUUUCUUGGGAUCCCGUUCGCUGAACCACCGACAGGAGAUCUCAGGUUCAAGAACCCCGUCAAGAAAGGUGACCUUGGAAGGACCUACCUCGCCAUUACCAACAGACCACAGUGUCCACAGACAUCUCCAUUAGAUGAUAUACCAGGCAAUCCAGGUGUUGGAAGAGAGGUAGAUGAGGAUUGCCUGUAUCUUGCAGUUCACACUAGUUCACCUCGGCCCAGCAAUGCACCUGUUGUGGUCUGGUUUCAUGGCGGUGGAUAUACAAUAGGUGCAGGUUCUGCUACCUACUACGAACCCCUUCCCCUGAUCGCACUCGCUCCCGACAUCGUCUUCGUUACAGUGAAUUACAGACUGGGCGUGUAUGGCUUCCUCACAACCGGUGACAGCGUUUCCCCUGGGAAUUAUGGAAUGUUUGAUCAGGUGAUGGCCUUAGAAUGGGUACAAACUAAUAUUGAUGCUUUCGGUGGUGACCCAAGUAGGGUGACGAUAAUGGGGGAGAGUGCUGGGGCAUCCAGCGCUGGUCUUCAUCUUUUGUCACCACUUAGUGAUGGAUUAUUCCAUCAGGUUAUUAUGCAGAGUGGGAAUGCGCUGUGUCCGUGGGCUGUCGAUACGGUGAUUGACCGUCAAGUCGGAUUCACCAGAGAGAUUGCAGACCAAGUCAACUGCACUGACCUGGACAAUGAACUCGUAGUCGAAUGUCUGAGAGAUGUGGACGAACCUGUCUUGACACAAGCACAGGCAACGUUGACUUUGAAAUAUCUCACCAACGAGCUGCUGUUUACCCCCGUUGUCGACCAAGCUUUCAUUCCCGAUCUCCCCGUCGAAAUCAUCAAACGUCAGGAGUUUCGGAGCGUGCCCACCCUCUUAGGAACAAACGAAGACGAAGGUACCUUGAUAGCCCUCCGUGCUUACCCUAGCUAUGUGUUGAGACAGAACCCUCCGACAGUGACCCUAGAGGACUUCAUCAAGCUCUUACCAGACUAUCUCUUCUAUUACACCCCUAUGCUAGCUACAGCCACGGAGCAGUGGUACGUCGACUGGAGGCAGGCAGAUGACUCUGCAGCUAACCAAGUCAACGCGUUUAUCAAAUUGAAUACGGAUCAGAUGUUUGCCUGUCCGACCGAAGCUAUGGCCCGAGCGAUGGUGGACACAGGAGCCCCUGUAUACCGUUAUGAAAUGACCCAUGACCCGACGAUGUCCAUCUUUAUAGGACUACCCGGAUGGCUAGGGGCAGGUCAUGCCGAGGAGCUACAGUUUGUCUUCGCUUGGGGACUCAACCAGGAUUUAACAGACGUCUUAAAGAGACAGUCCGACGAGGAGAAAUCAAUGUCGGUUCAGUUCAUGCGAUACUGGACCAAUUUCAUCCAAACUGGAGAUCCAAAUGGACUUCAGUCUACAGGUGAAUACCCUGAAUGGCCACGGUACACUUUACCAGAGCAGGAAUACAAGAAACUAUCACUUACCAUGGAGAAUGGUCGUGCUAUGAGGGCGGAUACUUGUACUUUCUGGCUUAAUUAUGCUCCUGCGCUGAACUCAUAUGGAGACUUUUCUGGAUUAUAUGAAGAAUGGGGAGAACAAUACACACAAUGGAGAGAUAUCCAUAUGGUUCAAUGGACGGAUACAUUUGAAGAAUACAAGAAUAACGACCAAUGUGGAACUCCAUAGAAUUUAUUUUAAAAACAGUAUUUUGUGGGUGUUUUCUGCCUUUCAUGUCGAUGAUAUCGGUAUACGUCAAACAUUGUAACACCAAUGAUGAAAUUAUCAUUUACAUAAGCAAUUAAAGGUACGUUUCAUAAUGAAAGAUAAGGUGAAAUCAUGAUUAUGGCAAGAAGAGGCUUGCUGGGGUGAAAGCGUCCUCGAUUUAUUUUUUUACAAAAGUGCAUGAUCAGGGGCAGAUCAAGAUUAGGGGAGGGGGGGGGGGGGCACAGUUCCGAAAAGCAUACAAUCAAUCAUUAUCAAUACAUAAUUUUUCUUUACCCUUAGGUUUGUAAGUUAGGUCUCCAAAGAGGGGGGGGGGGAGGGCAAUGGACGGAUGUGUCUCCAACACAAAUCUGCCAAUUCAGUGAUAAUUGGUGGAUUUAUUUUAAGAAAUUGCUAACGGGCUCAUUUUAAUCAUUACUCGCAAAUGCACGGCUCUGUGGAAGCAUUCAAUAAAUAAAGGUCAUACAAAUGUUAUCAUUCGAUAAACAGGCAUUGAUAUCAUUAUCAUCUAGGCGAUAUCAACCAAUGACUAUGUACAUGGAGGUGUAAUAAUCGUCUCGGUAAACAGUGUUAAAUGUUACAAUAAGCUGAGGUCAACCAUGAAUUAAAUUACAUUUGUACGUUUGUCUGUACUCUGAUACCCCAAGGGGGGGGGGGGGGGGUCAAAGAGUCAAUACAAUUCUACAAAAUUCUACAAAAAUGUCAGAACCCUGUAAAUAUACCGUUAUGUAAUAAAUUAAAUAUGAAACUACUUCUUACGGAGUUUAGUGUAUGUUUAUAUUUUAAGAGUAGUUUACUCUGAAAGUGUUUGGAAGGGGAUGCUGACAUCAUUUAAGCUCUAGGACGAUAUGGAGUAGGCAAGGGAAGUUUUUAUUUAAAAGCAAAAAGAAGUAGAAAAGUGUUGAUCAUUUGAACAAAAAGAGGUUUACAAGCAAAAAAGUUUCAAAACUUUAACCUUCUGAUUAGCAGACAUAUUGGAUAUAGAGAUUGAUAAUGAUAAUUUCCUGCCCUUUCCCCUGCAAAGUUAAGCACCACCACUUAUAUUAGCACACUGCAACCCAACAGAAAAACCUGAAAAUUCUGGGAUAUUUUUACCCACAUGUACAAUUCUAUCGGUCUCAAAAAACUUUUCACCAGAUACAAUUCCCAAUGAACUUUAUCCCCAACCAAGAGGUAUCAAGUUCA